Messenger RNA from Naegleria fowleri, 1626 nucleotides. RefSeq lists its product as uncharacterized. Gene Ontology annotation, molecular function: protein binding. The record is from RefSeq and is a predicted model, not a curated record. The coding region runs from base 1 to 1626 and encodes 541 amino acids. Lineage: Eukaryota; Heterolobosea; Eutetramitea; Acrasida; Naegleriidae. The transcript has a single exon.
AUGGUUACAACUUUUGAAGACGUUACUGAAAGACCUACUAUUUCAUCACCAUACCAUGUAACCAGUGAUGAAGUGUAUCAAACAGUGGAGAGUCUAGACCUUGAAAAAGUAAAAGCUUUGGUAGAUAAACAUUUAGAUAAUUUAAAUUUGUAUUUCUCUUCUCACGAUGCAGCGAGUGUCAGUGAUGAAGACUUGUUUGACGAUCAGGAAUAUCUAGCUCAUGAUUUGUUCAAUAUUAUUGAUGAUGAUUACAACACUCCACUUCACAAAGCUAUUUUAAUGGAUGUAGAAACAAAAGAGAAGGAUCAAAUUAGAUUUCAAAUUGUAGAAGAUUUGGUCGUACGAGGAAAAGUGAGAUGUGACGUUGUGAAUCAUGAAGGUCUAACACCUUUAUUGGUUGCUGUUAAAAAAAACAAGCCAAAGAUUGUGUCGUUGUUAAUCAAGUCAGGAAAGCACUGUUCAGUGAAUGAUAAAUGUCAAGUUGCUCCUUAUAUUGGAUAUACAGCUUUGCACUCAUGCUGUACAUGGUCUUUAAUUGAGGCAUCCAAGUCAGAAGAUCCAAAUGAGGAUACCACAGUCAAAACAGCACGUGAUAUUGAGUCAUUAGCUCGUUUAUUAAUCUCUUUGGGAGCAGAUGCCAAUUCAAAGAAUUCAGAAGGAGAAACACCUUUGCAUACUUGUUCAAGAAAUGGAACGCUUGGAGUGGCUCGAUUGCUAAUUUCUGAAGGUGCAGAUGUAAAUGCGGUAAAUAAGCACAAAGUGACUCCCCUUAUGAUCGCAGCAACGUUGGGUAACUUGUCUAUGGUAGAGUUAUUACUUGACAUAGACCUUCAAGAAGAAGGAAAUGUUGGAUUGAAAAACAACCUUGUGAAAGUAGAUUUACAGGAUCAAAUGGGAGACACUGCUUUACAUUUUGCUUUUCAAAGUCAAUUACAGAGAGUGUUUGCUAAUGGAAUUGAAGUGAGUCACGAUCAUGAAAGAAUUGCAUAUCUACUUGUUCACACUGGAAAAGCAAAUAUGGACAUUUAUUCGAAUGAUGAAUAUUUGGCAACUGAUUUCACAUCCGAUAACUUUAAACACAUUUUGAGGACUGUCUCCCAACACGCUCAUUUAUUCCCACCUAGUUUGGAUGCUUUAUUACAAAUGCCAGAGGAAAUGUUGCAAUCUCAAUACUUGGAUCCAAAAGAGAGAAUUGCAUUUGCUAAGGCUGUACAGGAAUACAAAAAAGAUAGAAGAGAACUUGAUGAUGCUGAGAGUAAGAAAGGUGGCUGUCCGAUGGUUACAGGAAAUCGACAACUUAUGAAAAAGAGAGGUCUAUUGAAAUCUUCAACCAACGCCUCCAAAACAACAUCAGACCAUAACAGAUCAAAUGAAACUACAAAUAACUCUAAAGCUUUACCAUCAGGUCAUCCAACUCAUGGUGGUGAUAUUUCAAAAUGUCCAUUCAUGAGAGGAAAACAAACAAAUUCACAAGAUGAAAAGGAAAUCAAAGGAGAAGAACAAGAAAAGCCAAAAGGAAAAUGUCCAAUUCCUUUCCAUAACGAGCUCAUGAUGAUUUUCAACACUCGAAAUCUGCUCUACUUGCUUGUUCUUGUUGUGUGUGUUGUUUUGGCCAGAGUUUUAUAA